UUUUGGAAAGAAGUACACUAAAAUAAAAAACGCGAGAGCAAAUCCAUACACCUUUGGAUUAAUAAUUAUUGUUUUCCCUUGAAUGCAGACUUGUUUCGGGUGGAAAUAUAAAUAUUGAACACUCGAACCGUAUUCGGUGGUCCUCACCCAGCAAUUUUGAACUAAAUCCUGUUAAAACGGAUAUUGUAACCCGGGUCGUCUUUUACACUUGCGCGUUUCCAGCUUCGACAAGAAUCUGUUGUAUGACCUCUCGGAAUUAUCCAGACUUAUUUCAGUUCCAGCACCUGCGAUCUCGGCAGGCAUUCACACAAUCGAUGUUAUCCGGAGGAUGGUAAAUGAUCGAUGGGAAAUCAUGAACAGUGUAUCAGAGCUCGAGGACGGACAACAGCACAAACCUCAGAGAAUGAGCUGUGGAUACUUCUCUUGCACCAUUCUCCUCUUUGUGGCGGUUCUUCUCGCUGUGACCGUGACCGGCACCAUCCUGUUUAUGAACCAUUACCAUGCCCCAGUACGGAAGGGCCCACCACUCAUCAACACAAAUCAGGAUGAAAAGAAUGCCCUCGUGACAAUCGAGAAGGUGGACGGCUCCCGGAUUAACAUUUUCAUCGACCCCAACUGCCCAGACUACAAUAAUAACUUCCCUCGCUUGGAGGGCGUGCAGACCUCACUCUUGCACUCCCUCACGGACCAUGACAUGGACCUGAAGUCAGUGAAGGGUCAGGACCGGGCUCUCCUCGUGAACUUGGCAGAGGAGGUGGCAAAGCUGUCUGCACAUGCGGGGGCAACUAAAAAUGGAUUACGGGCGCUCAGAAGAGGGCAGGGCACACUGGGACAAGAUCUGAAUACGCUUCAGACAGAGCAAGGGAGACUCAUUCAGCUACUGUCUGAAAGCCAGAUCAACAUGGUGAAGGUGGUGAACUCGGUGAGCGAUGCCCUGAACAGCAUGCAGAAGGAGCAGGGUGUCCUGAAGACCCGUGUCAAAGCUGACCUACAGAGGGCGCCGGUUCGAGGUCUCCGGCCCAAAAGCUGUAAUAACGGCUCCCGGCCAAAGGACUGCUAUGACAUUUACAUGAAUGGACAAAGGGAGGACGGCAUCUACUCCGUGUUCCCCACUCAUUACCCCUCGGGAUUCCAAGUGUUUUGUGACAUGACCACGGAUGGCGGAGGAUGGACGGUUUUCCAGCGUCGUGAAGACGGCUCCGUCAAUUUCUUCAGAGGAUGGGAAGCCUACAGGGAAGGAUUUGGGAAGAUAACCGGAGAGCACUGGCUCGGUAUGAAGCGAAUUCACGCCCUUACCAUUCAGGCCAACUACGAGCUGCGCAUCGACCUGGAGGACUUUGAGAACAGCACAGCGUUUGCUCAUUACGGGACCUUUGGGGUGGGACUGUUCUCCGUGGACCCAGAUGAAGAUGGCUACCCCCUCACUAUAGCGGAUUAUUCUGGAACAGCAGGUGAUUCUCUACUAAAGCACAACGGCAUGAAGUUCACCACAAAGGACCAAGACAACGACCACUCGGAGAACAACUGCGCUUCAUUUUACCACGGCGCCUGGUGGUACCGCAACUGCCACACGUCCAACCUGAACGGCCAGUACCUGAAGGGUCACCACACAUCGUAUGCCGAUGGCAUCGAAUGGUCCUCAUGGACAGGCUGGCAGUACUCCCUCAAGUACUCCGAAAUGAAGAUCAGGCCCAACAAGGACGACAAGAAGUGAGGAGUGCAGGGUGACGGGACACCAAUGUAAAAAUUAAAAAAAAAAUCAAAACUUUCUCAUCUUUCUCCAAGAUGCUGACCGUCCACGUAAUGAGGACAAUGUUUAGGGUUUUUUGUUUUUUUCCUUCAGUUUGUUCCUGUGGAAGACUUUAGUAUCCCAUACCAUAAUACCGUAUCAUAGGCCACCGCCAUUUUUGACAUGAUGACGUUUAUUCCUUUCAGAUUAGGGUAGAGAAUGAACAGAAAUUUAUUGAUUUCUUUAUGUGAUUUUAGAGGUUACCCUGACAUGCAGAACGAUGUCGCUGUUUGGUGUUACAAGCACAGGACCCUGAAUCCCCACCCCGUCAGGCCGUGUCCGUCAGUCCACACAGGGAUGUUGUUCUUCUCUUGGUUCUCCACAUACAAAGAUGAGAUUCUCCUCAGACUACCUCAGAGCGCCGUGGGUGAGUGGUGUGCAGCUAGACGCACUAAGGUCUGCCGUUCAGACAUCCUGGAGGGACACGUGGGGGGCUCUGAGUGUCAGAAUCCAUCAGCAGCGUUUUAGCAUCACUAGCCUGAUGGGCACCAUCGGUGGAAGGUGGGACAAUCAGAGGGAGAAGGAGAGGGAGAGAGAGAGAGACGUUCAGCCAAGGACCCCAUGGGUUUGAGAGCAGGUUAGGGUCACCUUGAGGGGGAGCCCAAUGCCCGCUCACUGAGGAGUAAAAAAAAUAAACAAGGGAUAUUAUUAUGUAGGAGGAGGAGCUUCAGACCACCUGACACCUCACUCAGUGAUCCGGAGCGUCUCUGGAAUUUAUGUGCCGCCUUUCUGUAUUCAGUCCCUCGCCGAUAUGCUUCAUCGUGUAGAUGUUUUCCCCCAGUUGAAGCACAGGCAGCUGAAGGGACUUUUAUCACCACCAGAGGGCAGCACCGAGAGCCUUAGAGC
Erpetoichthys calabaricus (reedfish) is the source of this 2635-nucleotide messenger RNA. RefSeq names its product fibrinogen C domain containing 1a (gene fibcd1a). NCBI's taxonomy places the organism in Eukaryota, Metazoa, Chordata, Cladistia, Polypteriformes, Polypteridae. The record is from RefSeq and is a predicted model, not a curated record.